UCGCCUCAUUUCAUCUCCGGGCUUCAUGGCUGCAGGAUGGACUCUCAUCAGCAUCAUCUUCAUCAUCAGCAUCUCUUCUUCCUGCUGCCACCACCGCCGGGGACUCUUCAUCAUCAGUCAGCAAGUGUGGCGGGAACCGAGGCUCUUCUACGGUGUUCAACUUCCACCUGCAGAAAUGGUAGAGUUUGAUCCAUCACUGUUCAAUUCAGGCUAAAUUCAGUGUUUGUUUUUAGACUCGCAGAGCCGGUGUUAGCCCUGUUAAGUAACCGUAUGUAGGACACAGCUGGGAUUCAGUUUGUUAGUCAGCUGUUUGUGGUGGAGGAGAGCCGAGCUGCGUCUUCUUUUUAUGGGAAGUACCUGCUGGAUGUCCUGUUUGGGGACGCCUCUGCACUCCCCUGGAAAAAAACAACAAAGAUGCGACUUUAAUUUUUGUGCUUUAGUACUUGUGUUUUCAUCAGGUAUAUCUUACAGCGGUUUAACACCACAAUGAUCAUUCAAGGGCAAAGCGCAACUGAUGGAGAGAGCAUCCCCCAGACUAUCCCGUUUUCAUGUUUUAAUGCAGCUUUCCCACAGUUUCCUCCUCCUCCUCUUCCUCCUGUAUAUGUGUGUAUGUGUGUGUGUGUGUGUGCUCGCCUCCACAGUAAACACGGAUCCUCACACUUACGUAAGAUGAUUGCGUAUUUCUCACCAAUAACGUACUUGCCACUUGUUGCGCAGACUGAACAGAGGGGAGGUGAGAUUUCCUGUCUCUGUCUCAUUGUCCUAGAAUUUAAAUAUAGGACUGAAUAGAUAAACUCGUUUAAAGAGAGAUUUCUCAGUAGAGGUGUGAUGUGUCCAGACCUGCAGGUAUGUUCCAGGCCGAGAUUAGCUGCGUCCCAAUGGAUCUUUAGAAGGCAAGGGAAUUCAGGAAGAUAGAUGAGAACACUUUGUCCCUCUUUUUAGGAUUUUUUUGCUGUGAAAUAGAAGUGAGUGUUAGUGUAGCUGGUUGUGUAACAGAGCCACCUGAUAUUCAGAGUCUCUUUUAAGCAGCUGCGAACGAGGUCACCGAGUUCCUGUCCUCGUUUUUCUGCCUAGUUUACUCUCUGAAAUUAAAAAAAAAUGUGCAGGGUGGAUCAUUUAGACAUAGAUUUGACAGCUAAAACACUUUAAUAAUUAAAGGACUAGCUUUGGUUAGAAGUGUAGAGAGUUCAUAGCUUCAGGGUAUUUUAAUAUGUCUUGUCCUUUAACCGUUAAGUAAUAAUUGAAUGUCAAAUUACUCUGUUUAAAGCUCCUGUGGGUUAUGUAACAGACUGGAAUUAAUACUGAUUUUAUGAAUCAAAAAUCCUUCAGUUGUGAUGUGUUUAACGAUGGGGUAGGCAGGAUCUGAGGGAGUGCCAGUUUUUGGGAGAAAUCUUGAACGUAAACACUACCCCUCCUUGCCAGUUUUACUCUCAGCUCCUCCACUCUGCUCCAGCAAGCCCCGCCCACAAGCAGACGCUCCUGCUCGCUCGUAUCGUUUCAAUUAAAUGAAGAUAUAAUGCAGAUAAAUACUUCAGAUAAUUACAAAUGGGGCCCAGUCUACGUGAAAGUAAACAGCAUUGGUGCUAUUGUAGAUGCCAACACACUACCAGCAAACACAAUGUUUGCAGGACUUCUACAACUAGGAUAAAAUGACAUAGUCCAGGACCCGAGGUCAACUGUUUAGCGGCGCUACAACACGCAGCAGGUCGGAUUCCUGCCUACCCCACCUUUGACUCUAGAGAGUAAGAAAAAUUAGAUUUUACGUCUUUCAGAAGAGGUUAAUGUCACGUGUAAAAGUCAAAGUCUGCCUCGUCCACAGAGGACGCCACAAUCAAUGCAAACAAAAAUUCCUUACAGUGGCUUUAAAUAAAAAGUAUGAUCCUCAAUGAAAUACAGUUUUAAGUUUUUUAAACCUUUAGAGAUGAAUGUGGAAAUAAAAGAUUGACAAAGUAUUUAAAACCUGUUGUAUUUACUCUUUAGGAGCAACUGUCAGGUUAUUUUUUCAAUCUUGAAUAAGUUAUGUAUUAAUAUAGUAUCUUUGACUUCUUACAGAUAUGUAAUUAUAAACUUGUGGUCUGUUAUUUGCACAUGAAUUAAUAUCUUUCUCUUUAUUGACGAGGCCGGCAUUUCGAUCAAUACUUAUUAAUACUGUAGACUGGCUUAAUCAGCAGCACUUCUCUCACUGUGUUAUAGCUGGUCAUCUGUUUUGGAUGCAGACAUACAAAAAAUGGUUUCAUAAGUCACUGUAGUUUAUUAAUUCAUAUAACUUUAUUCAAAUACAUACUUUGAAAAUCAUUUUACAAUGCAUUGAUUCACUUGGGCGAAUUUUCCUGUAACUUUAAUCUCUGUCUUUUGAUGUAUUUCAGUUUGAUAUCUGAAUAUUUGACUUUGAAAAUCAGCUGGAAAGGCCUCUGAGUUAACCAGGACCCUAGACAACAAUAUAAAUAGACACUUAUAAUUGAUUAAAUGCAAUAAAUGAACACAUCUGACUGCCAGUAUCUUCAGCAACAGCCACUGAAUGUCACUCUUUCUCUGUUUUUGCCCUUUGACCCCAUUUUAUGUGACAGUUUAUCAUGCUCCUCUGCAGACAGGGAGCUUGCAGCUCAGAGGGAGGCAGCUGCACCGACUGUGAACUCACUGUGUCCCCUUUGUGCCAGCACAGAAAGGAGGCUUUAUCUGCUGCUGGCCUAGACAUUUUUUUUUAAAUCAGAGUUAGGGUAAGAGUAUUGUCCCUGACUUCCAGUAAGGAACACAUAAUGAUGACACAUCGAGCCACAAAGCUGCAGGGAAAACUCUGUGCUGUCCAGUCGACAGCUGCUCCUGAUUAUCUGUUGACUCUCAUUUUUGGGAUAUUUGUGAUUUAGAUUUUCACAAGUAGAUUUACAGCGUUCCCUGUGUACAGUAUGUUUUUGCUGUUGUUGUUACAGUGAGGCUGUGAGGGCUUCUAUUGUACCUCUGUAGAGACAGCAGUGGAGAGGUUGGAGGUCCCUCGCUCAUCAAUGUCUCUCACUCCAAGUCGGAAGCCCUCCUCAGGUCAGCGCAGGUACUGUUGUUUUCUUCUUUCGCCUUCCUGUAAAUGUUUGUAAGACAGAAAUAUUUCAUACAGAAUCUCUAAACUGUGUAUUUUUGGACCGUUACUUUCAAGGCGCUCAGCAGAGACCGGUGUGGGCAGCGGGCGAUGUUCCCACAGUGAUACAUCCAGUACUCACACCUACCCGAAUCGAGUGAGGACAGCUGAUGGCAGUCCAACAGCCCGGACUUAUCCAAGUACACCAAGGUAACAUACUUCGGAUCAGGAUUUCUUUCCUCAUGUAGUCUGCAGUCAUUGCAAUAAGUAGGAGGAGGAGGAGAGGUUCGGACAUUUCGUGUGAAGGUGACAGUGAACGUUGUUGGCUGUGUGACAGACUCUGACCUCUCCCUGAGCGUUGAACAGCUGGGACAGACUCCAGCAGCUGUCUGAUCCUCUCAUCCACUCCUCUUCACUGUAUUUAAACCAGGAUUAAACAAAUUUAGAGCACCUUUUCUUGACAUUGCAAUAAAAUUUAGCAAUGCUAAAACCCACAGCCUUUAAAAGAAAUGGUUUAAAUAGUCACUGCAGAGAUAUCCCUGUCAAAGAGUCAAUAAAACAUCAUUAAGAUUACUUCAGAUCCCCAUUUUAAAGAUGCCACCCUGGUCUGAAAUUAACACAUUAUUAUUAUUCUUUAUUACAUGCUUUUAUUCAACGGUAAACCUGGCUUUGUUUCCUUGUUCUUGCUGCUGCUGCCAUGUUUGAAAAUAAUAACACCCCUGUGCUUUUGAAUGAGACACUUACCCUAAAAAAAUCUCUGACAGCUCAGGUGUCACGUCGAAAAUAAUGCAGACUUUGUGCCAAUCAGGAUAAAAAUAUCACCACAAGGCUGCCACCUAUGAGCGAAGUGCACAGGUUUAGUCUAGUUCGCUUCCUUGGGUGCAGCUUCUCAAAGUGCAUCACAAAAGCAAUCAGAGCUCUGCUGUUUGGGUGUGCGGAUCAGUACAGACCUGUGGCUCAGGUCCAGGGGAAACCCUUAGGUUGGCAUGUCGUGAUAUGCCUCACUGCUGCAGGGAAUAAUAGUUACCUGCAUUAAAAACAGAGACAGUAACCCGGGUGAAACUCCUGAAAAGAAAAAAAACACGUUAGUAUUAACAGGAGAUCAGUAAAUGCCAAUGAGGAAACAAAAUGAUUUAUAAUAACCACAUAUUGAAGAUGACAUUUGAAGUGCCAAAUGAACAAAUUUAAAGCAGAUGAUACAGGUUAUAAUCCUCAUUACAGUGAUUGCUGAUUGCAAAAAAACACUUUAAAAUGAAUUCAUCGUGAUUUAUAAUUAAAAUGCUGCAAUUAAAUGCAAUUUUAAAAUGAGUCAUUUCACAGCCCUGCUUUUACAGUCUGUAUAGAUGUAUAUAUCAGUCUGCUAAGAUUUAUUUAAUUAACUUUGAGUAUCAAACCACCACAGAAAAGUCCAUUUUAAUCGAUGUUUCGUUUAUUUAAUGAAGAUAAAUAUUGUUUCAGUCGUGUUUAAAGUUAUGGAGGUUGGGUGUUUAUUUAGGAUUUGCUGUUUUAAUUUCCUAAUGGUCCGGUUAUUUCAUCAUGUGUUUCAUCAGUUACAUGGAAAUCUAUUCAGUUGACAUGCUGAGGAAAAUUUAACAGAUAAAUUCUCUUUCCUUUCAUUUGCAUGAUUUAUUAGUUCAUGAAAAUUAAACAGUGACAUGUUGCCUGGCUAUUUAUAGUCAUUUUACUAUGAGGUGGUGUCUUUUCCCCUUUCACUUAAAUGUACUUAAGGGAGAAAAACAACAAACUUAAAUAUUUAUAAGUGAGGUCAGAGAAGAAAUCCGACACUGAAGCAGGAUUUUCUCUGCGAGUUCUUACUGGUUUCUGUUUGUUUUCUUUAACCGGACUUUCUAUUUAUAGUUAAGGUGUGAGUUCAGGAAAAACACCUUGUGUGAAUGACCUUUUCACGCCUGUGUUGGUCCAGGCGGCAGGCGAAGCACACGGGGUGCAGCGACAACCAUGGGAUCAGACCUCCCACCCCGGAGCAGUACCUCACACCUCUGCAGCAGAAGGAGGUGUGUAUACGACACCUACGAGCCCGGCUGAGGGACAACGUGGAGAGACUGCAGCACAGGUGAGUCUUUCUCCUCAUCAUGUUUCUGAUUCUACACUGAAUAAAAGUGACUUGGUUUUAUUUUGAAAUCCACUUUUUUAUUCUUUAUCAGAGACUGUGAAAUCGAUGAGUUAAGGACCCAGCUGUACAGGAUGCAGGAGGACUGGAUUGAGGAAGAGUGUCACCGCAUUGAGGCUCAGUUAGCCCUUAAAGAAGCCCGCAAAGAGAUCCAGCACCUUCAUGAGGUGAUGGAGUCAGUCCGCUCCAACCUGGGUGUCCGUGAACAAGAACCCAAUGACCCCAAGCAAUACUCAGGAUUGCACACUGGAGCUCGGCCAGGGGGGAGGUCUCGCUCCUGUGGGUGUUCUCCAGCCAGCACAUUGAGCCGCAGCACCACCCACACCCGGAUGAGCAGCGAGGCUCUGCAGCUGGAGCGCAGCCCCAACGCUCCAGAGUCCGGCAGAGCGUCUCGCUCAGCAGGACAGACGCACCUGCUCCUGGAGGCUGCCCUCCUGACAGAACAGGUGCCACAGCAGGGACACAUCCGGGCCCCCCCAACUGUUCCACGCUCUGCCACCUUUGAAAGACUCUGCAGUGGGGGGGCCGUGUUGCCCGUCUCACACUCCUGCCACACUCUCAGUAGCAGCUGCCAGUGCAGCGGCCACUCCUACCUCCCUCAUCAUCACCUGUUCCUGCACUUACCUCAGGAGGAGCCCCCUCAGACAGCUGCAGCCACUGCUACCCCUGUUUCUGAGCCGAUCCCUACCCCUAGCCCUGCAGCAGAGAGGAAACCGGAGGUGCGUUCUCAGGCCUGCAGCCCCACCAUGACGUGGCUGUGUGAGGAACCAGCUGCAGAAGAAGAGCUGAGUGUCAUUUCAUUACCGACGGCAGACGCCACCCCACCUGAACCGCAGCCCCUUCAAACGCCUCUACCUGUCGUUUCUCCUCCUGUGCAUUCAUAUAGUGUCGAACCACUUCCACCUGACCCACCGGAGGAGGUGACAAAGAAACCAGCCGAGCCCCACACCUGCCAGCCCCACCCUGCACCUCCACUCCCUGUCAGACAGGAGGCCACAGCUCUGGAGAUCGAGGAGGACAGCACAGAUGAACCUGAAGGUCCAAAUGAGGAUAGUCACCCCCCUCAGCUCUGCCACUGGAGCCGAUACUUUCUAGUAGACCUGUUGGCACUGGCGAUGCCCGUGGUCCCGACUGUGGCAUGGCUAUGCCGCGGGGCGCCACGGGAAGUCUUGCCUGUGUACCACAUCGGCUCCCUUCUGAGAGGGUGCUGCGCUGUGGCCCUCCACUCCCUCCGUCGCCGGAGUGCAGGCAGGGGACGUAGACCUGCCAGCAUGAACGGAACAACAUCGAUUUAAGUAUUUCUGCUCCUUCUGACGUCAACAGUACAACUCCAAACCUCUGCAGGCUCAUUAACAGCAAUGCUAACUUUCCUUUAGUUUAAUUUAUCGAAUCGCUCCUCCUAUAUGAUUUUUUUUCUGAUUUAACAUUACCCCCUUGUGAUUUCGUGGUCAUGCCUCGCAUCUGAGAACGAAGGAUUAGUUGUACAUUAUUAAACACUUUCAUUACUGAAGUAUACUUACUGCUUCUGCCUGCAGAUUAAGUGGUUUUCUCUGUCUUAGGAUUUGCAUGUAGCCCACAGUUUUGUUGGGCUCUCUUGCUUGAUCUACAAAAAGCCCCCCUCUUUGAUUUUGAAGAAUCAUCCUCUUGGCAAAAAAAAAAUACUCACUUCAUUUCAUGUGAAGAAAUAAAAAGAAAAAACUGCCUGAUCCUCUUUUUUUUAAUCAUGUUUUUGAAAUGUUAAUACGAGACGGUGAAGUCAAACGAGUAUUAAAACCAAUGUGGCAACAAAAAUCCAUAAAAUCAGAAAAGAUUAAUAACGGUCGUCGCUUUUCUGACUCAGUUCUUUUUCUGAGAAGCUGUUAACACAAAGUGAAUGUAGGCAGCAGGAGGUGGGAAGCUCUCAUUUUUCUACCUUUUUUUUCCUUCAUGAACAAACUGAAUACGAAACACGCAGAGCAUGUGCAUCAAAUGUGGUACUCAGGUGCAGAACAAACAGAUCAUUGAUUAUUAUUUUUUCUUUUCUGCCAAUAAAUAAAAAAUGGGAGUUUAAACUGUAAAGACUCGUUUUUUCAUCCUUAUGGGACACGUGUGCAGAGGCCAGGAGGCGUCUUGUUUGCAUUUACUUUUGAAUAUUGUCAAAAAAAGUGCUUUUAUACUCCGAAUAAGAACAAAUUCGUCAGCAGUUAGUUAUCGGAGAGCACAGGAGUGGCGGAAACAGCAUCUUUACGACUCAUGUUGAAAAUGUCAGAUCAUGUUACAUCCAUUAUUAAUCACUACAUCAGAGCGCAUCUCAAUCACUGCGCAGAACUGGAACCUCCUCGACAGUCAUGACAGCGAUCUCAAAGACUUACAUCAGUUGGAAUUAAAUAAAGGAGACAUUUCUUUUUCAGCUCUCUUCAAUUAUUUCAUGAUCUUAUGAAGCCAAUUUUUCUGAUGUUGGAAAAAUGAUCUUCAUGUGCCUCUUCAUCUGCAUCUGAAGAUUAAGUCAUUUAUUGACAUUUCUCAGAUCCAUCUCUUGAAAUAUGUUUUAAAAAGUGAUUGUGACACUGCUUUUUUAGAGCUUACAAAUACUCAAAAUUAACUCUCUUGUGAUGAAUUAUUCAUGAUGUAGGAGAUCUUUAAAGACAGAUGCAAAUGUGCAGAGGAUAUUCUGAUUUAAGGAGAUAUUAAUUACACCUGCUGAGAGAACAAAAGGCAGAAUAUAUGUUAACUCUGGGCAGCGAGUGAGUUUAUUUGGAGUAAAUGAAGAUUUAACUUCCACUGAUCUCGUCCUGAAGUAUCUCCUACUCUGGUUGUAAAUUUACAUCUUUGUACUUCUGUGAAGGUUAACGGAAAGAUGAAACAUAUCCAAACAGCUCAGGAGUACAGAUAGGUGUAAUAUAAUAGGGUUACUGCUGCAUAAUAUAGUAAAGAAUAUUAUACUAUCUUGAGUUUUAAAAUGAUGUUUCCUCAGUGCGCACACUCCUGUUUCCACAAAAUCAAGCCCUUUUGAAGUUUCUGCAUUUUAAUACUGUUUAUGAUGCUUUUAGAUCACGGGGUGGUAAUGAGGAGUUGGGCUGGGGUAGAUUUGGAUAUUCUUUGUUUCUUUUAUUCCUUUUUCUGUGUAAAGCACUUUGUGCUACUUGGUUGUGUAUGAAAAGUGCUAUAUAAAUAAAGACUGACUGAUUGAUUGAA
Xyrichtys novacula (pearly razorfish) is the source of this 8369-nucleotide messenger RNA. The record is from the annotation of a GenBank genome assembly. Lineage: Eukaryota; Metazoa; Chordata; Actinopteri; Labriformes; Labridae.